AUGCCCGAUGACUCGGACGGGCCCGACGACCCAGACGGGCUAGACGACACGGACAGGCUAGACGAUCCGAACGGACCUAAUGACCCUAACGGGCUCGACAAUCUAGACAAGUUCGACGAGCCAAACAAGCCCAACUACCCGAAAGGGCCCGACGACAUGGACGGGUCUAAGGACCUGAACAGGCCCGACAACUCAGACAAGCUCGACGAUCCAAACAACCUCGUUGACACAGACGGGCCUGACGACCGGGCCGGAUCCGACGACUUGGAUGAGCACGACUAUCCGAACGACCCGGACGGAUCCGAUGACCCGAAUGGGCCCAAUGACCUAGAAGGGCCUGAUGACCCGGAUACGAUCCAAAUGGGCUUGACGACACGGUCGAGCCAGACAACCCAGAUGGGCCCAACGACUUGGAAGGGAACAACGACUCGGACGAGCCUAAUGACCUGGAAGGGCGCAACGACUCGGACAGGUCCGAAGGGUUCAUAUCGAUGGGCCCGCAUGGGUCGUCAGGCAUGUCCGGGUCGUUGGGCAUGGCCAAGUCAUCAGGUUUAUCUUGAUUGUCGUGCCCAUUAUGGUCGUUAG
Messenger RNA from Vigna unguiculata (cowpea), 585 nucleotides. The record is from RefSeq and is a predicted model, not a curated record. Lineage: Eukaryota; Viridiplantae; Streptophyta; Magnoliopsida; Fabales; Fabaceae.